Messenger RNA from Chionomys nivalis (European snow vole), 765 nucleotides. RefSeq names its product phosphoglycerate mutase 1-like. The record is from RefSeq and is a predicted model, not a curated record. The coding region runs from base 1 to 765 and encodes 254 amino acids. Gene Ontology annotation, biological process: glycolytic process. Gene Ontology annotation, molecular function: intramolecular phosphotransferase activity. NCBI's taxonomy places the organism in Eukaryota, Metazoa, Chordata, Mammalia, Rodentia, Cricetidae. The transcript has a single exon.
AUGGCCGCCUACAGGCUCGUCCUCAUCCGGCACGGCGAGAGCACCUGGAACCUCGAGAACCGCUUCAGCGGCUGGUACGACGCCAACCUGAGCCCGGCGGGCCACGAGGAGGCUAAGCGCGGCGGACAGGCGAUGCGAGAUGCUGGCUAUGAAUUCGACAUCUGCUUCACCUCCGUGCAGAAGAGAGCAAUCCGGACCCUCUGGACAGUCCUGGAUGCCAUUGACCAGAUGUGGCUGCCAGUAGUCAGGACCUGGCGCCUCAAUGAGCGACACUAUGGGGGUCUGACUGGUCUCAAUAAAGCAGAAACUGCUGCUAAGCAUGGUGAAACACAGGUAAAGGUCUGGAGGCGAUCUUACGAUGUCCCACCACCGCCAAUGGAGCCUGACCAUCCCUUCUAUAGCAACAUCAGUAAGGAUCGCAGGUAUGCAGACCUUACUGAGGACCAGCUGCCGUCCUGUGAGAGCCUGAAGGACACUAUUGCCAGAGCACUGCCCUUCUGGAAUGAAGAGAUUGUCCCUCAGAUCAAAGAGGGGAAGAGAGUCCUGAUUGCGGCCCAUGGCAACAGCCUUCGGGGGAUCGUCAAGCAUUUGGAGGGUCUCUCAAAAGAGGCCAUCAUGGAGCUGAACCUGCCAACUGGCAUUCCCAUUGUCUAUGAAUUGGACAAGAACUUGAAGCCUGUUAAACCCAUGCAGUUCCUGGGAGAUGAAAAGACCGUGCGGAAAGCCACGGAAGCUGUGGCCGCGCAGGGCAAAGCCAAGAAGUGA